GUAUGGUGCCGAAUCUUGCAGUCCGGGGCGGGGCUUCCUGUCAGUGCUGUGUUUACCUGAGAGUGCCGGGAGCAAUGAGUGGGCUGCAGAACAAUGACUUGAAAAGGCAGCAUCUCAUGGAGAGGUUACUGGAUGCAGUAAAGCAGUGCCAGAUCCGAUUUGGGGGCCGCAAGGAAAUAGCUUCUGACUCUGAUAGCAGAGUUAUUUGUCUCUGUGCUCAGUUUGAAGCUGUGUUGCAGCACGGAUUAAAACGAAGCCGGGGAUUAGCAUUAACAGCAGCGGCAAUCAAGCAAGCAGCGGGAUUCGCUACGAAAACAGAAACAGAUCCGGUGUUUUGGGUGUAUGUGAAAGAAAUCCUCAAUAAACAUGAGCUUCAGCGUUUUUACUCUCUAAAGAACAUCACUACAGACAUCGGGAGGGGCCGCGCCUGGUUGCGCUGUGCUCUGAAUGAGCAUUCGCUGGAACGCUAUGUACAUAUGUUGCUUGGUGAUCCUUCUAGACUUGGUUUCUUCUAUGAAGAAUGGUCUUUUUUAUUGGAUGAAGAACGCUCCAGUAUGCUUCCUAUAAUGGCAGCUGGUUUGAACUCUAUUCUUUUUGCAAUCAAUAUUGAUAACAAAGAUCUGAAUGGACAAGCUAAAAGUGCUCCUACGGUCUCUGACCUUCUGAAGGAAUCCACACAGAACGUCACGUCUUUGCUGAAGGAAUCAACUCAAGGUGUCAGCAGUCUGUUUCGGGAAAUUACCUCUUCCACCCCCGUUUCCAUUCUUAUCAAACCAGAGCAGGACUCUGACCCUCUCCCGGUGCUUUCCAAGAGCCUUACAUCGGAUGCCAAAUCCAAGAACCGGAAAAAGAAAAAGAAAGUGUCAAAUAUUAUCUCCUUUGAUGAUGAUGGAGAAGAUGACAUUCCAACUUCAGAGGAGAUAUCGAAGGGCUGCACAAAUUACUUGGGGAGCUCCGAGGACAACUCAACCAGGUCUUCUACAACUUUAUCCCACAUUGAUAGUCUCUAUGAACUAAAUGUGCGCAGUGAUGUAAGCACCAAUGAGUCAUGGAAAAACGACUCCCCGUGUGUUAAUGGGGACUUCCAGAAACUGGAUGUGAAAAGCAUUGACGAUGAAGACAUAGAUGACUAUGAUGCAUAUGAACCAGGCAUUGCUGACAAACACAUAAGAGCCAACGAUUCAUCUGCUGAAAAGGCAGCCAAAGAGGUCUCAGGGAAUGAACAGACCGGCUGUUGGGCUCCCUUACAGGUUUUGAAUGAUAAUUCAGAUGUUCUGUUUCCAGUUAAUGCUGUUGGCUCAAAUUCUCACUCGGAUUCCACUUUGGAUAACUUGCCCUUUGGGGAUGAACAUGAAAAUGCUGCUCUUGCGGUAGAGCUGGCACAGAGAGGAUCCGACAUCAAAUUCAGCAUGGAAGCCAAGUCCCCAGCUCCAAUUAGCAGCAGUCUUCCGUCAACCUCAAUGCCGGAGUCAAUGACAAUUAUUGAACUUCGUCAAGCGGUGGUGCUAAUGAUGAACAGAAAGGAUGAGCUUGAAGAACAAAACACAUCACUACGAAGUCUGCUUGAUGGAGAGAUGGAACACUCUUCAGCGCUCCGGCUGGAAAUUGACAACCUGAAGAGAAAGAUGGUGGAACAGGAGGAACGUCAGGCAGCGAAGAUUCAAGCCUUGGCAAGAGAAAACGAGGUGCUUAAAGUCCAGUUAAAGAAAUAUGUGGGAGCCGUGCAGAUGCUGAAGAGAGAAGGGCAAACCGACGCAAUUCCAAACCUACGGAAUAUUGAUGGGGAAUCCCCUCCAGAAGUAAAACCGGUGAUUACAAAUGAUGAAAUCGCAAAUUCUUAUGAGAGGAAACUGGUCGAGGUUGCAGAAAUGCACGGAGAACUCAUGGAAUUUAACGAGAGACUGCACCGAACGCUUAUUGCCAAAGAAAUUCUUGUGUCCCAAAUGAGGCAGGAACUUAUUGAUCUACGCGGACCGGUCCCUGGAGAUUUGAGUCAAACAUCUGAAGACCAGAGUUUGUCAGAUUUUGAAAUAUCACAUCGUGCCCUUAUAAAUGUUUGGAUACCCUCUGUUUUUCUUCGAGGCAAAUCCGCCAAUGCGUUUCAUGUCUAUCAGGUCUACAUCAGAAUUAAAGACGACGAAUGGAAUGUCUAUCGAAGGUACGCAGAAUUCCGAAGCUUACAUCAUAAGCUGCAAAGCAAAUAUCCGCAUGUCAGGACGUUUCAUUUUCCACCAAAAAAGGCCAUUGGCAACAAGGAUGCAAAGUUUGUUGAGGAACGACGGAAGCAACUACAGAAUUACUUGAGAAACAUAAUGAAUAAAGUUAUUCAAACGGUGCCAGAAUUUGCUGCCAAACCAAACAAAGAAGGCCUGACUCAGCUAAUGCCCUUUUUCACUGACAGCCAAGGCACAUCAGACCAACCCAGCAAAACCAGUCGAUCGAAAGUGGCCACGCGCUUUUCAAAAUUAUCUCGCAGUACUCAGAGAGAGUCACGAAACGUGGAACCACAGAGCGGAGAUCUGUAACCUAUCUCCCUCUCACCCCCUAAUGCUACUUAAAAACAUCAGCAGGACAGAAAUAAAAUUACACUCUGCAUAA
Molecule: messenger RNA, 2598 nt
Organism: Bombina bombina (fire-bellied toad)
Lineage: Eukaryota; Metazoa; Chordata; Amphibia; Anura; Bombinatoridae
Gene: SNX29
Product: sorting nexin 29
Exons: 21
Coding region: 3-2525 (840 amino acids)
Molecular function (GO): phosphatidylinositol binding
Source: RefSeq, a predicted model, not a curated record